Messenger RNA from Pseudogymnoascus destructans, 2548 nucleotides. RefSeq lists its product as uncharacterized. NCBI's taxonomy places the organism in Eukaryota, Fungi, Ascomycota, Leotiomycetes, Thelebolales, Thelebolaceae. The coding region runs from base 334 to 2412 and encodes 692 amino acids. The record is from RefSeq and is a predicted model, not a curated record. The transcript has 7 exons.
CAACAAUCAACCUGCCAGCCAAGGAUUGCGAAAUGACAAUGCCAGGAGCAAAUAAUAAAUAUAUAAACCUACAUAAAAGUAUAUAUAUUGUAGGCAAGCCACUGCCACUGCUGCCUCACACCCAAGUGGACCGUCUAGGCUGCUGGUCCUAUCAACAAUGAUGCAUCACGGCAGGAUUGGCUUGCCUACCCCGCUGCGUAUGUAUAGAAGUAUAAAGAGACGCCAAUGUGGCGUCGUAGGUUUUAUUUAUUCUGGUCAUCUUGACCAUUCUUCUCUGUAUCCUCACGCCAGAGUACACUACACGCUCCCCGCCUUCAGUCAAUUUCUACAGCAAUGUCGCACGAAUACCCAGGCAUCAAUAUCGACUUACGCUAUUAUAACAAUCAUGGACCCAUAUACCCCAUUGGCGCUCAUGGCAACUGCUUUGGCGCUAACUCGGAACUUUUGCCUGUCCGCGAAGUCUUCAUGAUGGUAUUGAUGGACCGCUUGUCUGACAAAGUUGGCUGGCACAAGAAGGUCUUCGACGAGGAGAUUGUGAGCAAAUGGCGGAAGGAGGCGCUGGAGCAACCAGAGGACAAGCUGUUCUCACAGGUAGUUGAGGCCAAAGGUGGUGGCAUCAAAGUUUCCAUGCCACGUACACGCAUCAUUUCAGAAGCUGCCUUUGACUACUGCAUCAAGGAGUUGAGGGAGAAAGCUGCCCACUUCCAGCGUACGGGCCUGAUUCCGACCCUCGAUUCCGCGGGCAAUACGAUUGUCAAGUCUGACACUGUGGUGACCCCGGAACUGCAGAAAGACCUCCGAUCUGCAUUUGACCAGCUAAGGGCCGACCAGGCAUCUGAUGUCGACUGGCAUCCACGCAGUGAUGAAAAGGUUCAGGACUUGGUUCACCCUUCCAUGUACCCCCUUAUCUUUGGGAAAUCGAACUUUUUCCAGGAAGAAGUUGUCGGGGUAUCCGACGCGAUCGAAUUGUGGGCUGGCAAGGGCGAACCUGCCCGGGCACGCAAAAGCGAUUCACUUGAUCCUAACCGGUCAUAUGGUCAAGAAGGCGACGGUAUCCCUUUGGAAUUUUGGUCUGAUACGUAUCAAUGGCUGCCAGCAAACCUGGCUUUCCAAGAAGACGGGACUGUGAAGUUCACGAGCUACAUCAACAACCUCCACCCAAAGAAAUAUCCUAGCAUCUACCGAACUAUUGAGAAGCUUAUUGACACAGCUAUUCCUGCAUGGGACCAGUUCCUCUACGUACACAGUUAUAGCCCAAAUAAGCCUCCCAGAGCCGGGCGGCAAGUCUCGCGCUUCUCUGUGCCUGAAAGCGGCAAUGAUGAAGAUGAUGCAUUGUGGGAGCCAUACAAUGCCGAAGUGCAAGCGCAGAACAAUUAUGAGCUUACCGAAUCCGACUGGGAGCAGAUUAAAGAGGAGAGAAUAUACAAUUGGAGAGACGAAGACCGCGAGAUGGGCGUAGAGAAGCCAGAGGACGGGGAAAGAGACGAGGAAGCCGACGAUGUGCGAGAGUUUAAAUGGAAACAAAUUCGUGAUCCAGUGCUCCCUGAACCCGAUAGUGAGGAAGAAGUCAACUAUCUGUUCCAACAGAGCAUUCGCGAGAAAUUCAAGGACAGCGGGCUCCAAGUUAUCGUCAAGAUGGCUACCAUUGAGCUAACGCCUGAGAAGCCCGAUUUCCCCAUGGGCGGCUGGCAUGUUGAAGGUCAGAUGAACGAGCGUAUCUGCGCUACAGCUCUGUUCUACCUUGACAGUGAGAAUGUGACGCCCAGCCACCUGUCCUUCCGCAUGCAAACCACGUACGACCAAGACGAACUGCAAGGUAUUGCCGGCCAGAAUGAAUACCACUGGCUUGAGCGUGUGUAUGGCACUCAGUUAAGCCAGUCGAGCGACGGAGCGAGUGCCUGUCUCCAGCACUACGGAAGUGCUGAGACCCGACAGGGGCGCCUGCUCGCCUUCCCAAACGUAUUUCACCACAGGGUCUCCCCCUUCAAACUCCAAGACCCAACCAAACCAGGCCACAGACGCUUCAUCGCGCUCUGGCUCAUCGACCCACACCAGCGCAUCAUCUCAACUGGCAACGUCCCACCACAGCAGCAAGACUGGUGGGCAGAUGCCGUUUUCGGCAACGGCACAGAUGCAAACACCGGCAACAUGCCGCCCGAGAUCCUGGAGCUGCUCGCAGAGCGCGGCCCAGCCAAGAAGUCGCAGAAACAAGAUGGUGGCCAGACGCCGGGCCGCAAGCUGCCGACGGAGAUUAUGGAGAUGGUGAGGAAGAAUGGGGUUGCGACUCAGGGGCUGAUGACGGUGGAGGAGGCGAGACAUCAUCGGGAGGAGCUGAUGAAGGUUAGGAGUCGGUUCCAUGAGAAGUCGGAGCAGGAGUGGGAGGGUGUUGAGUAUUUCUUCUGUGAGCACUAGGUGUGUUGAACAACGGGUUUUAUGGGACGUUGGAGGCUUGCUGGAAGCCAAGUAUUGUUCUUGGAACUCUACCUACGCUGAAGAAUAUGCUAAGAAAUAGGACCUGAGAUUACAUUUUCCGGAUGAAUGAAUGCGU